Blastomyces gilchristii SLH14081 is the source of this 3820-nucleotide messenger RNA. RefSeq lists its product as uncharacterized. The transcript has 3 exons. The record is from RefSeq and is a predicted model, not a curated record. The coding region runs from base 2285 to 3499 and encodes 404 amino acids. NCBI's taxonomy places the organism in Eukaryota, Fungi, Ascomycota, Eurotiomycetes, Onygenales, Ajellomycetaceae.
GGAGCCGGAGCCGGAGCCGGAGCCAUUGCUAUUGCUAUUCCCCGGGUUUUCAUAAACACUGCCAUUCUCACUCGACGGUGCUAAGGAAGGACCAGGAGGAGUUGUUUGGUGUGCAGACAUGAGGGGUGGUUCGGGUGCGAAUCGUUGAGAGUGGUAUCUCAGGCGCGCAACUUGUGUCUAUAAAUAGAGUACGGUAGCCAGGACAGGCUGGAGGGAAAUACGGAAUUCACCCUUCAACGAGUCCCAGAUGAGAAGGGAAAGGAGGAUAUUAUUCACAAGAAUCUAUAAUAGAAAAAGAGAUGCUUAUUCUAUUGGAGGGAGAAGAGAGAAAGACCAGUAAACCAGACUGGACUGGGGAAAGCUUUGAUGGGUAGCAAGCAAAGCCUUACCACACUCCCACCAACAGCAGAACGAGGAAGACACAGGGAAUAUCACAAAGAUGUAGUAGACAGGAAGAAAAAGAAGAAGAAGAAGAAGAAGAAGGGCAGAGGAAGAGCGGGGAGCGAGCGGGCAAGAUAUAAACCCCAGCGUGCGCAAAAAGGCAGAGAGGAGAGAGUCGAGGUUGGUUUGGUUUGUUUGUCUGCAGCUGCAAAGGAGGAGCUUGUCGACAGGCAUUUGCACGACAUGCAUGCGCUAGGGACUUGGCGUGUACCUCCCCCGUGCUACAAUGGUUCACUCUAUUUCAGUCAAUCAAUGUGCCGGGGAACAACUACAGAGCAUACGCUUCAAUUCACAUCUUGCCAUUGCGCCCAUUGCUCCCAUGUGUAUAUUCCUCACACCAAACUUCACAGUACUUCCUGUCAAUCAGCACCACCGAUCCAGUGCUGCACCCAAGCUCCUAGUGUUCGUCUCAUGCUUGUCCGCGUGAAAAUGUAAACUCGGAAGAAUGGCGUCAUGGCUGUUCUUGGGCCCUGCAGAUGAGGCGUCUAAUGGCCGGGGGAGGUUGCACUUAUGCCUUGGCAGAACACGGCUUUCGUCGCGCCGCUGCAGCCGUGACGGAUGUGGACGGGGAGAUAUGCGUCGCCAUGCACAGCGUGGGAGGCGGGGCUUUCUCACCGCCAUACAUUGUUGCUACUGACAUUUCUCAUCUGCGGCUUGCUGUGGGGAGAGAGAGAGAGAUUGCCACAGCGUGAUCUGGGUAAGCGGCGACUAUCACCGUGCAAAGACUGCUAGUAACUACCUAGCCAGUCGCCUGUCAUCUGAUGGAGACAUCAGCGCUGAUGCGGUCAUCGUGCAUUUCCUCAAGCUUGCCGCGGUCGAAUUGCUUGGUUUUCGUUCGCUUUCGUCGGGAUGAUCAAUCAAAACCCAUAUAUUGGGCUUCGUCGUCGUCUGCACAAGUCAUGCAUCCUUUUCGAAAAUUACCUUUUCUUGAAUGGCUUCCUCGGGGUCCUUUGCGAAACUUGAUUCUCCGUCUUCGCCGUGUUGGGCUGUUCGCUUUAUGCCCCAGGUGCAGGAUUCUCGUCGAUAUCCCUGGAUAUAUCAACGUCACAAAAGACGCACACAAAGACCGUGCUGGUUCAUUGUUAAAUGCUGCACCUCCACAAUAGCAUUCUACGUGCUGAGACGGUCUGUCUAUGAAUUAGCAACAUUCCUCAGCCGUUGUGUUAUUCUACUUCUCAAGGGCCACCUGUACUGGCCUAUUCCGCACAGUACAUUUUCUUCCUCCUCAGCUUCACUCACCUGAUAAAGAUAUACCCAAGCCAUAUACUUCGAAAAUGUGGAAUCACCAACGUAUUGUCCCCAAUAAUAUCCAAGAGGUAAACAACGACUGGGCUUAGCGAUGCCCCUAAUCAAUAUACGAAAAGUACAAGUUUUCUAAACUACUAAGAGAAUAUACAAUGCCCUCUCAUCGCAGUCAACCGCAAGCAACCUCGACCUCAGACACCAAGAUGACUCUCAGGGGAACAUGACCAUGGCUUCAGUAUGCAUGAUCACUUGCUGGUCAUGUACUGCUUGCUGUCUGGUACAAGUAUACCUUUUUAUGUACAACUUUUUAUCCUCCUCCUUCCACUGCUGACAUCCCAUAUGCCUAUAUUACAACUCUAUUAUAUGCUCGUGCUCGCAAUUAUGAGGUCCUUCACUGCAGCUAUAUCUAGGUAUAUAACGAUUCCCCGUCCUUCAAAAAAAAACCCAGUUAGCUCAGAAAAUCAUCCUCAUCACGUCAACUGCGUACACAUAUACCACAACUUAUCCUUAUAUAUCUAUACAUUACCCCAUCAAGCUUGUUGAUUAUCAAUUUCUGAAGAAUAAUAUACCUUCGUGAAUACCGCCGAACGCGUAUAAAAUGGUUGGCUUCCAUUUUCCAAAUAUCCUGCACCGAAAAUCACGCCCACGAACAACUGGGGAUUCUUCGUCUCCAGCUGAGGAGUGCAACAGCCCGCAGCAAAGCAGUCAACAAAGCGACUCACAAAACCCCCCCGGCCUAAGUACCCAGAAUUCAUCAUGGCCAUCCAGCGAGUUGUCCUCUGCACUCCCUAGCCGUCCUGGAGCAAUCGCGCCACCCACCCCUUUAUCCUCGCCCACUUCCGGGGCCACCACCAGUCGAACAAAGAACGCCAGCAACAGAAACAAAAGUAGCACCAGCAAAAAUAACAAUAUACGGAGACGCCCAGCUUCAGUAAAGCGGAAAUCCUCCGAUUCCACAAGCAGAGCCAGAACCCCGACAAGAAACACAGACCUUCCGAUCCCAACCAUAAUCCACCCCAGCACUCCGUUACCUCGUCCAUCUUUGUCCUCCCGCUCCCGCUCCUCAACCCGCCCAAAAAAGUCCCACCUCACCCGCCACCCGUCGCAAAGAAAGCCAAUUCUUAAACUUCCAACAACAGCAGUAGUAGACGACAAUGCACAGGGACGGAUAUCCAUGCCAUAUACCUCCCAAGCAGAUACCCGACUCAACACAGAAAGAAACACCUUCAUAACACGCUACGAUACCGCCACACAAAACGAGCUCGGCGAGAUGUCGCCCUCCGCGCGGCGCCGUCGCGAGUCCGCCCCAUCGCCGAUGUCGGCGAUUAAUUUCGUAAUCUCGCUGAAAACAAAUUAUCAUAAGGAGCCGUAUGGUUAUGAAGAUGGGGGUGAUGAUGGGGAAAGAGAAAGGGAAGGUGAAGGUAAAGGUAAAGGCAAAGGCGCUGGUGCUGGCGCUGGCGCUGCUACUGGUACCAGUACUGGUACUAGUAGGCGAAGCAGAUCGUCAAGUUCCCACCGAUCCAAGCACAAUAAUGAGCAGAAGCAGAAGAAGAGGAAGAGGGAGAAGAAGAAAAUGGUACGCUUUGAUCAUGUUGAUGUUCAUCCGUAUGAGGUAGAGCGGGGUGAGGAGUCUCGCUUUCGCCUUUUUAGUAGGCGGGCGGCGGAGGGCGGGGUAGAGGCGAUUGAGAAUGAGGGUGGGAAUGAGAAUGAGAAUGGGCGAGUGGGGAAUCGGGGUGAGGAUGUUGCUGAGCUUGAAAUGGAUCUUGAUCUCAGGGAGUAUGUGAUGGAUAUCCCGGAUGUUAUUCAGGGGUGAAUCUAAAAUAGUAGGGAAUUAGGAGAUGGGGGUCCAAGUGAGGCAGAUUUGCAUGGUUUAUGGGUACAAAGUACGGAGGUCUUGGUUCUCUAUUCUUUUGUUUCUUUUCUUUGCCUUUCUUUUCCUUUUUAUUUUUUAAUUUUUUUCCCCUCCUGUGUAUGUGUAUUUUAACCACACAUAUUCCACGUAUAUUUGGGGAAGGGGAAAUCUGUGACGCUAACAUGUACAUGUACUAUUAAUCAAUAACGUACAAUAACCAACCCUUAAACAAAAAGAGGGCACAAAGAAAUCAAGGACACAAACAUCACACUUUCUUCACCG